AGCCAAAUUUUCCUUCUUGCUUCACCACCACCCAUCCGACAUCACACCACUACUGAGCUCGACACCAGCAGAUUUGGUACUGUAUCCACUGCCCACUGCCAAUACCUUGUUGCACGUGUCAUAAUCACCACAGAGAUACACAACACACACAAACACACAAUGGCUACCGACGCCGCCACAACGUCGUUGCCGCUGCGUAGCGCAACCACCGCCAGCACCUCCGACUUUGACAUCGUCGGUACAUACAACAAGCUCCUCGCGUCGGACCCCGAACUGACCAAGCCCGUCGCGGCCAUCGAAUCCCUCAUCGAGCUCCUCAACACCGUCCCCUCUACCACCGUCUUCGAAACCCUCGACACCGUCAAAGCCCACUCGGACCGCCUCAAGGCCUCCGUGUCCAACCCCGUCCCUCUCACCGCCGGCACAGACCUCUUCCUGCAGUACCUCAUGACCUCGCUUAAGCAGCAGGACGGCAGCUCCUUCGACGCCGUCCGCCACCACCUCAUCCGCAACGGCAGCCUGUUUGCCAGCCGCGCCGUCGCUGCGCGCAACGGCAUCGCAGAGGCUGGCUGGCGCUUCGUGUCCGAGGGGAAAUGCGUCCUCACGCACGGCGCCUCGCGCUCCGUGACGGGCCUGCUGGAGCGCGCUGCCAAGGAGCUCGGUGCAGGCAAGUUCCGCGUGGUGUAUGUGCGCGACGAGGCGAGAAAGGCUGAGAGUGACGAUGUCGUGCGGGAUCUGCGCGCAAAGGGUAUCCCUGUGGCGGAGAUUCAUGAUGCCGCGAUUGCACAUGUGCUGGGGCUGCUGCGACAGGUGCACAUGGUGAUUGUGGGUGCUGAGGCCGUGACGCAGAAUGGUGGUAUUAUCUCGCGAUUGGGCACGUUCCAGAUUGCCCAGUUGGCGGCACGCGCGAAGAUCCCGUUCUUUGUGGCUGCUGAGACGCACAAGUUUGUGAGGAAGUUCCCGUUGGACCAGCGCGAUUUGGGCUUUGACCAGCAGGUUCUCGACUUUAAGCUGGAUGGCGAGAGCGCGCAGCCAAAAGACGCUGUGGAUUAUACGCCACCCGACUUGAUUUUCAACUUGAUUACAGAGAAUGGCACGCAUCUGCCGACGUAUGUGUUUGAGCAGCUGCUUGAUAUCUAUGGAAGCCUGAAUGGUUAGACGGGACGUUAGAGAAGGAUAAAAAAAAGGAGACAUGAUUUUUUAAUGAUAUAAUAUAAAAGGCGUUUUCACACGAUGUAUCUGGCCAAAAGUGAGAGUGUCUUUAAUGAGAGUGGUGUGUAUUCAGUUAUGCUAAGUCAUAUAUCUGUUACUACUAGCGCGAAAGACCAAUCUGGCGCUUACAAAAUAGUAAAAUCAAAGAAGAUAUCGUAUCGAGGCGUGUUAGAUAUCACGGACAACUCUGGCACCGGCCCACGCAUACGGAUAGUUGCGCUGGUACCAGUUGACAAAGCUCUUCCUGCCCGCCACACGCGGAUGCGUGGCCCACGACCCACCCAGGACGACAUUAUGCUUGCCGUCAAAGAAGUCAGCCGUGUACGCAGGAUACAGCGCCAUGGGCUCAAAGCCCUCGUGGCGCUCGAGCGCAGACGACGUCCACUCCCAGACGCCGCCCAUGCCGGCCUGCCCUGCCAGAGAGCCCCCGAGCGCAGUCACGGGCUGCGGGUGCCAGUGCGAGAAGCCCGUGUUGGUUCCGGACAAGUCGACGUACAGCGAAGUGCUGGUACCGCCGACUUGGGCCUUAGCAGGGUGUUGUGGUGGUGUUUCCUCGACGCCGUCGUUGACGAGGUGGCUAUAGAAGAAGGCAAUAUGUUAGUCAAGACCCGGAGAAACAAGAAUCAGAUGGGGGAAUCUUACGAAUUCACAGCAGGGACACGGUUGGAUAGCUUGCUGCGGUUGAACUUUUCUUUUUGCAGCUCCGAGUACCGGUAAAUACUGCGUGCUUCUUCCAGUGUAGGGAUACGGCCGCCGUUGUACGCAGCGCAGCCAGUGAGCUCGUCGUAGGAUGCAAAGACAGGCCAGUCAAGGGCAUAUUUCAGCGGGAUGAGGCCAUAGACUGUGCGCACUGCCUUGCCGCCAAUAAAUGCCUUGAGGGGCGUCUGGGGCGAUGGGUGACCGUUGGACAAGCUGCUUGGUGCGGCGGCCGACUCGAGAGUCGACCAGGAUGCGGGAAGCUUGUCGAUGCUAGAGGCGACAAGGUACUCGGCGUAGUCCUGGUUGGUCAUGGCGCGGCCUUGAGCUUGGAAGGCGGGAACUGUGGUUUGUCUGGCGGGCUUUUCGUUGUCCCUAGGAUUGUGUGUCAGUAGAAGAUCGUAUAAAAAGAAGAAAGGACGUACCAGCCAAAGGGGCCUGUGAGGGUGAGGUCGUUCUCAUCGUCGUCCAUGCCAAUGGUAAUGGUCUGCUCAGGGACAUGGAACCAUUCGUUUUCAACACGCAGCUUCUUUGCUCGCUCGGCCAGCGCGGCGAAAUCGGGAACGGGUCGGUGCGAGGGAGGGGAGAUCCUGUCGCUCUGGAGCAUCAUGUACAGCAGCGUCUCGAGGUGCAUAACCUCGUGCUCAAAGCCGACCCAGAUGCCGCGACCAAUGUCCCGCGCAAUGUUGUCCUGACCACCCUCGUAGAGACUGACGAGUCGCUGGCGGACGCGGUUCUGGUAUUCCAGAAUCUCCGUCACAGGAGGCCAGUCAUCAGGGAUGAUGGAAUGAGCAUGGCAGUGCUCAGGGUUGUCGACGUCUGGGUCGAUACCGCGCUCAAAGAUUUGGUAGUAGCUUGCGGGCUCGGUAGGUGGAAGCUUGGUCACCUUGUGGAUCUGAAUAUCGAGAAAGGUAGGGAUGUGGCCGAGAUAGAAGAUGCAGGCGUUGCGAAGCUUGAUGGGCUUCUCUUCGAGCUCGGCAUCAGGAAGCAUACGGCGUGUUACAAUAUCCCAGACCUCCCACAAAGCCUCCCAGUCGGCAAUUGUUGGCAGGGAUUCAGGUGCAUACUGAGCGGGCAGCUUGCGGAAAGGAAGAUUGGUGCGCUGGAGCAUGUGCAGACCAUAGUCGUUUGUCUUGCGCCAGACUUGACGUUCCACGAGGCCGGCUCGCUCCCACAGCUGCUUGGCACCGAGGGCGGAAUACUUGAGGCUCUGCUCAAUCUUGAUGCGUUCGUCGGACUGGACCGUAUAAUCCAGGACUUGGGUCUCCUCGGUAGGCGAGAGGAAGGCUUGGUGUCUGCCGCCCUCGGCGUCGUAGACGUAUUCUCCUAUCACCUCCCAGUCGUCAACAUGGAAAGCGGGCUCCCCGAGCACGUCGUUAGCGUGCGUUAGGCCAUUUUUAAUAAACUGGUGUGUGAUUCCGUGCUUGUCGUUGUACGCAUGGUACACCUUGUCUGGGUUCAUGGAGGAAUCCAGUCCCACUAGCACAGUAUCCGUCGUCUUUAAAACAGUGGCAAAGCCUUCGAGGAAUUCACCGGCUUCCAUUCUGCCAAAGUUGCCUGUGUUUUUGUUAACCAAACUCUCGCGCCAAAUCACACAGAAGAACCCUUCAACGUACCGAUGCUAGAUCCAAGAUGGAUGAGGCAGAUGUGCCUGUCACUGCCCGCCUGUUCCGCAAGCCACUCCUUUCCAUCAUCAUAUGUGCCUAGAAGACCAUGGCACUUGACAUAUUGAAAAGCAGGGACUUGUGACAGGGUUCGCUCGAGCUCCUUUUGGGACAAGUCGAGGGCGUAGUAGUCGACAUGUUUGGCUUGUCGUUCAAAGGCGUCGAGGAGAAGACAUACUUUGCGGAGGUUUCUGCAAGUCAAGGUUAACUCCAAGAUCAUGGAUGGCGAUUGGGUUCCGAAUCGCAACGGGUGGGAGAAGAGUGAGGCUCGGCAAGCAAACGAGAAACAAGCAAAACAAGAAGCGCUUAGCACGGUACACACCCACUACCGAGCUCUACGAUAAGAGAGCCAGCUGGAACUUUAGCGGCGAUUUGAUCCGAGUACUCAGUCAAGAGCUCAAUCUCGGCGUUCGUCAAGUAAUAUUCGUCGAGAUAGGUGAUCUAUAAGCUUGUGAGCAAAACCCGGCACAAUCAGCGCAUUCUGAGACAGGAAUGGGCAGUACCUCUUCAAAGAGCUGGAGGCCCUUUUCAUCGUAAAGUAGCAUAGUGGGCAGGCUUCUCUGUGCCUGAGACGGGUUCAUCAUGGAAAUGAUAUCACCCUUCAUGUCAAAGUCGACCUGGCCAUUGCGGAUAUCGACAAUGUCCACGGGCAGCUUGCGAGGGUCCGAAGCGGGCGGCGCAGUGGCAGUGGCAGUGACCAUUGCGGGAGCCAUUAUUGCAAGCAGGUCGAUGGAUUCGGUUGCGAAGUAAGAAAAAAAGAAGAAAAACAGUGCGAUUGUUUGAAGAUGAAUGGGUUUGUUUGUGAGCUGAGGUUGAUGAUGGUGACGGAAAGUUUGGAGAAAGGUACGCGCAAACCACUUAUAGGUGGCAGCGGGGAGGAGAGAGGUGCGAUAGUGGACGGCUAGCGGAUUGGGGCGUGCGGUAGCGUCCACUAUAAAGACAAUGCAACCGCAAAACCAGAGGCUUUCUCUUUCCUUCUUCUUUUCAAGAAAAUAAAGAUGAGGG
Messenger RNA from [Torrubiella] hemipterigena, 4577 nucleotides. NCBI's taxonomy places the organism in Eukaryota, Fungi, Ascomycota, Sordariomycetes, Hypocreales, Clavicipitaceae. The record is from the annotation of a GenBank genome assembly.